Molecule: messenger RNA, 912 nt
Organism: Sander lucioperca (pikeperch)
Lineage: Eukaryota; Metazoa; Chordata; Actinopteri; Perciformes; Percidae
Exons: 5
Coding region: 1-912 (303 amino acids)
Source: RefSeq, a predicted model, not a curated record
AUGGGCUUUGGAGAUGGUGGUUUCGGAGGUGAUGACCAGGGCCUCAGUUUUGCUGGCAUUGAGCUUCAGCAACUCCUUCCUGCUCAUCCAGCUCCUGAUGCCCUGGAGACAUGUGGUGAGGGAGGUGGGAAGAACAGUAUUGGUGGGUUGAGUGGAGAUGUAGACCUGUGUGUCAGCAGCGUAGCAGUGAAAGUGGACACCAUGGUGAAGGAGGAUUGCGCCGAGGGGAAGGAGUGGGUGAGAGAUGGUGUCAAAGGCAGCAGUAAGGUCGAGGAGGAUGAGGAUGAAUGGCACUUCAAAAAGUCCUCUGAACGUCCACAGACCCCUUAUUCCCGGCCUCCUCCACUCCACGUCACUGUGGUGGCGAUGAAGGAUGAGAGGCGGGUGGUGUCGUGGGGCUUUGACGAUGAGAGUGGGGAGGCCAAGGCUGUGCUAAUGAAAGAAAACAGGCUGGUCAUCCUCAGCGACGGGUGCAGCUUAAGUAAAGCAACCCUUUUUGAGGCGUUCGCCGGAAGGGUCAGCCUAGGCGGAGCUUAUAUUAUGCGUGGGUACUCCCUGCGCGGCGAGGGCCCACCAUUCGGCAUAAACAUUACCAAAGAGACACAGUUCUUCAGGUCUGCCCCGGUGGAGGUGAGCGAGGAGCUGCGUGCCAGCGCAGAAAAUCUUCUGUGCCUCGCCUCAACACCAACGGCCACAAAAGACAUAAAGAGUCAGCAGGGGUUCCUCACCUUACAGGGAGAGGUGGUAGAGAUCUCUGCAGUGAAAAAAGUUAAAGUUGGAAAGGACAUGGUGCCCUUGAAGAUCGUGGUGCUGGAGCAGCGGAGAUUCUGGAAGGCUGCUAACCAGCAGGGGAUCUAUGAGGCUGCUAGCCAGCCGGGAAUUAGGGAUGCUGCGAACCAGCUGGGGAUCUAA